AUGAGUGGCAACCAGAAUUUUUCAUAUGGUCCAAAAAUUAUGAAUGGAGGCCUAGCGGGUAUUAUUGGAGUGUCGUGUGUCUUCCCAAUCGACUUGGUUAAAACUCGUUUGCAAAACCAAACAGUUGGAGCUGACGGUAAACUUCAAUACACCGGAAUCGCUGACUGUGCGAAACAAACAUGGAGAGCCGGCGGAGCAUCAAGUUUCGCCAAGUUCAAGGGAAUGUACAGUGGAUCUGGAGUCAAUAUCCUUUUGAUCACCCCAGAGAAGGCUAUCAAACUUGUCGCCAACGAUUUCUUCCGUCACAAGCUUGCUAAGGAGGGUGAGAAGCAGUUGUCAGUGGGGAGAGGAAUGUUGGCAGGAGGGUUGGCUGGAAUGUUCCAAAUCUCGGUGACUACACCGAUGGAAUUGUUGAAGAUUCAGAUGCAGGAUCAAGGAAGAACUUUGAAGCCAGGCCAGAAGAAACUGUCCGCCACUGAACUCACCAUGAAACUUGUGAGGGAAAAUGGAAUUGGUGGAUUGUACAAAGGACUAACCUCAACAUUUGCUCGAGAUGUCACAUUCUCUGUCAUUUACUUCCCACUAUUUGCUUACCUCGAUUCAUUGGCACCAAGAAAGUCAGAUGGCAGUGGAGACGCUGUUUUCUAUGGGUCGUUCUUGGCAGGAUUGACUUCUGGAGCAGCUUCCUCGUUCUGUGUGACCCCGUUGGAUGUCAUCAAGACAAGAAUGCAGACAAUCAACAAAGGUGCCAAUGAAGUUGUUUACAAGAACAUCCCAGAUGCAUUUGUUACAAUCCUCAAAAAUGAAGGACCAAAGGCGUUGUUCAAGGGUGCCGCUUGCCGUAUGAUGGUGAUGGCUCCACUCUUCGGUAUCGCCCAAACUGUCUACUACAUCGGAGUCGCUGAGAAGAUUCUGGGCAUCCAAAAGGCUGCUCAUGUCUAG
Molecule: messenger RNA, 942 nt
Organism: Caenorhabditis remanei
Lineage: Eukaryota; Metazoa; Nematoda; Chromadorea; Rhabditida; Rhabditidae
Exons: 6
Coding region: 1-942 (313 amino acids)
Biological process (GO): aspartate transmembrane transport; malate-aspartate shuttle; L-glutamate transmembrane transport
Molecular function (GO): L-aspartate transmembrane transporter activity; L-glutamate transmembrane transporter activity
Source: RefSeq, a predicted model, not a curated record